UCUACUAUAACAGCGGUAUAGGUAGAUCAAACUUGUACAAAUCAAUGUUAAAUAUAAUAUCGAUCUGUUCUAUGAUACAACACAACUCUGUGACAUCAAAUCUUUGAUGCAUACUGCAUUGUAAGCUUACAGGAACGACGACCCUUGGCACCUUACUAGGUAGUAUAAGUAGUUCGAUUACUUGCCUAAGGUAGUAUAGAUGGAUCAGAUGGAUCGCGAUCGUCGUAUAAUGUCGUACCUAGUGCGUGCCCCCUCAACUUGGGGAUUGUGCCACUCCGCUACAUAAAAUCCUAACUCCACCAGACCAAGACAUGUCUCAUCUUGUCUUUUAUCUUUCCUUUUCUUUCGACUCUCCCGGGGGGUUUUUCCAAGAUAUUUUUUUAAGAAAAAAAAGCUUAGGUUGCGACUAGUUAGCUAGCAUUCCCACUACCAUGGCAGCUCUUCUAUACUUAGCCGUGAUCGUGGUUGGCGUGUUCUCCGCACUCCUAUACACCCCCGUGAAGCAGGAAGCCAUUAUUAUGGGCCUGUUCAGGCCUCUCGAAUCAUGGCAGAACGUCCACGGGAUCGAGAACCGCGUGAUCGAGAACACCGUUGCGUGCGAGGAUAUCCACUACCAUGAGUCCUCCGGCAUGCUGUACACCGCAUGUAUGCGCGACAUCGAAAAGGCCGCGGGGUGGUUUCCGGGAGCUGGCACGUUAGCCCACCCGGAAAACCCGGCUUACGGGGGACUAGUCGUGAUCGAUCCGACGACCCUCAAAUCCCAAGAACUCACCCUCCUCAACUUCGACCCAUCGCAGCCCUUCGUGCCGCACGGAGUGAGCCUCUACACCCCGCCCUCGGACCCAAACAUCGUGUACAUGUUCGUCAUAAACCACGUCCCGAACCCCCUCUGGACCGAAACCGCCCCGGAGCAACCCAAAGCCGCCUCGCGCGUCGAACUCUUCGUGCACACGGUAGGAAGCGUCACCGCGUCGCAUGUACGGAGUAUAUCGCACCCCUUGAUCCGGACGCCGAACGACCUACUCGCGCUUUCGGAGAAUGAGUUCCUCGUGACCAACGACCACUACUACCGCGAGGGGCUCCUGCGGUUGGUCGAGGACAUGGUGCGCCGGCCAUGGUCCGACGUGACGCACGUGCAGAUCCACGAAAACAACGUGACGGCCGCCGUUCUCCUCGCCCCCCUAUCCACCCCCAACGGCCUAGCCUGGGGGCCAGACGGCCAAGUCCUGCUCGGCGACGCCGCGGGCGGGAGUAUUUCCUUUGGCUCGCUCGCUCCGCGCCCGGACCAGAAUCCCAACUCCAGCCCACUGCAGCUAACCGUCUCGCACUCCAUCCCCUCCGACAGCAUCGUCGACAACCCGUCCUACUUCUCCGACCCAUACGCCGGCGUCAGCGAUGGCCCGGACUACAGCGGGUACCUGAUCCCCGGCAUGGGGCGCGGGCUCGACUUCGCGGCGUCCAUCACGGACGGCACGGGCAGCGCGCUGAUGCCGAGUAUGGUGUGGUACCUGCCUGCGCGCGCCGGGAUCUCCUCCUCCACCACCACCUCUUCCUCAUCGGCCGGAGAAGAAAAAGAAACCCCUCGGAUCCUGUUCUCGGAUGACGGGAGCGCGAUGCGCGGCGUGACGACGGCGGCGCUGGUCGCGAUUGAUCCGAAGGCUAAUGGUGGGAAGAGGGAGGGGUGGCUGUUUAUGACGGGGUUGGUGGCGCCGAAUAUUGUUGCUUCGAGGAUUGACUUUGCGGCGGCGUUGGCGUGAGGGGUGGGGGAGUUGUGGUUUGUGGUAACUUCCGAGGCUGGGACUUGGAGAGAGGG
Molecule: messenger RNA, 1813 nt
Organism: Hypoxylon fragiforme
Lineage: Eukaryota; Fungi; Ascomycota; Sordariomycetes; Xylariales; Hypoxylaceae
Product: calcium-dependent phosphotriesterase
Exons: 3
Coding region: 432-1757 (441 amino acids)
Source: RefSeq, a predicted model, not a curated record